CAACCCGAUUCUGGACUAUAAAUACCCGACAUUUUGGAAACUUUCAGUUAUAGAAUACGUCCAGUUCCAUCAUAUAGCAAUUAUGUCGAAGUUUGUGCUGCUCUUGGUCAUCUGCUCCCUGUGUUUGCUGCAAGUCAAAUCACAGGCGAAUCGCAGGACAUGUGAACAACUUACUCGUGUCUGUGAGAGAAAUGAAACGAGAAUCGGCAUUGAAGAUUCCGUCACUAAAUAUUUGAAUGCCGAAUGUCGCAGAAGAGAUGUCAGAUGGAAGAAUAUAACUCGUUGUCAGCUCGAACGCGCUGCUUGCGAAUUAUCUUUGGUGGAAUGCGGUCAAUUGAGCUGUGCCAACAUUGUCAGAGUCCUCCGUCGUUAAACAAUGAUCUAAACAAAUUUGCAAAUAAAUCAAAAUCUGUAAAUUGACCAAUAAACUACAUAUAUUUGUAA
This is a messenger RNA of Drosophila albomicans, 444 nucleotides long. RefSeq lists its product as uncharacterized. The transcript is spliced from 3 exons. Lineage: Eukaryota; Metazoa; Arthropoda; Insecta; Diptera; Drosophilidae. The coding region runs from base 83 to 373 and encodes 96 amino acids. The record is from RefSeq and is a predicted model, not a curated record.